This is a messenger RNA of Penicillium nucicola, 1413 nucleotides long. Its product is annotated as aldehyde dehydrogenase family protein. Bases 1 to 1413 code for a protein of 470 amino acids. NCBI's taxonomy places the organism in Eukaryota, Fungi, Ascomycota, Eurotiomycetes, Eurotiales, Aspergillaceae. Gene Ontology annotation, molecular function: aldehyde dehydrogenase (NAD+) activity. The record is from RefSeq and is a predicted model, not a curated record. The transcript is spliced from 4 exons.
AUGUCUAACCAAAUUCGCACUAUCUCUCCUUCUACGCACGAGGUCAUCUUUGACCAGCCUGGCACUUCUUUGGAAGAGGCCAUCCAAGUUGCAUCGGACUCGAAGACAGCCUUUGAGUCAUGGCGUACCUCUUCAUUGGAUGACAGAAAGAGCAUCGUGAAGCGCGCAUUGGAUAUCGUUGCAAAGAACAUCGAUGAGCUGUCCAAAGAUCUCACCACUCAAAUGGGCCGGCCAAUUAGGUACUGCGCCGCGGAGAUCAACACAAUGCGUCUCCGCGCUGAGUACUUGAUGGAUAUCGCCGAAGAGAGUAUCUCAGAUUUACCUGGUCGGCCCGAGGCUGGUUUCCGACGCAUGGUCAAGCGUGUACCCGUUGGACCAGUUCUGAUUGCAGGCACUUGGAAUUACCCAUUCUUGACCACAAUCAGCGCACUUGUGCCUGCACUUUUGGCUGGCAAUAGUGUUAUCUUCCGACCUUCACCACAGACACCAUUGUUUGGAAACCGGAUGUUAGAGAUAUUUACAGAAGCUGGACUUCCUACACACGUUCUUCAGGUUAUUCACAUUGGAAACCUGGAUGUACUUGAUAAAGUUGUGCAGAUCCCUCAAAUCCAGUCUGUUUCUUUCACCGGCUCAACCGCAGGAGGUAUCAGAUUGAGAGAGGCAACUGCCCGCCACAUCAAGCCAGUUAACCUUGAACUUGGUGGAAAUGACGCUGCCUAUGUCCGGGAAGAUGUCGACGUCAAGAACGUUGCAGAGAAUCUUGUGGAUGGGGCGGUAUUCAACUCUGGACAGAGCUGCUGUUCCAUUGAGCGGGUCUAUGUACACGAGAAGGUUUACGAUGCUUUUGUUACUGCUGUGCAGGAGGAGCUGAAGUCCUAUAAACUCGGCGAUCCUCAUGACCAGAGCACAACCACUGGUCCCGUCAUUUCAGCUCAAGCUGUUAAGAACAUUGGCGCCCACGUCAAGGACGCCUUGGACAAGGGAGCUGUCAAUGCGACACCUGAGAACUCAAGCUUCCAGGUGGCCAGCAACCCUCAAACACAGAAAGGAAACUUUGUUGCUCCUGUUGUGCUGACCGGUGUCAACCACACCAUGCGCACUAUGAAGGAGGAAACAUUUGGUCCAGUCAUGCCUAUUAUGAAGGUAUCUGGUGAUGACGAGGCUGUCACCCUGAUGAAUGAUAGUGACUAUGGGUUGACUGCCAGUGUCUGGACAAAGGACAUGGCCCGUGGUGAGGAGUUGCUUGAGCGUCUUGAGGCCGGUACAGUCUUUAUCAAUCGCUGCGAUUACCCAUCUCCGGAUCUCGCUUGGACCGGUUGGAAGCAGUCGGGCUUGGGAUGCACUCUUGGUCCCCGAGGCUACGAUGGGUUCACCAAGCUGAAGAGCUAUCAUAUGAAAGAUGCCUCUGCUUGA